Eimeria acervulina is the source of this 1644-nucleotide messenger RNA. RefSeq names its product Axonemal dynein intermediate chain protein, related. Gene Ontology annotation, biological process: cilium movement; outer dynein arm assembly. The record is from RefSeq and is a predicted model, not a curated record. Gene Ontology annotation, cellular component: cilium. NCBI's taxonomy places the organism in Eukaryota, Apicomplexa, Conoidasida, Eucoccidiorida, Eimeriidae. The transcript has 10 exons. Bases 1 to 1644 code for a protein of 547 amino acids.
AUGCUGACAGCAAAGGAGCAGCAGGAGGAGCAGCUGCGGGAGCUGCAGCGGCGCUACCAAGCCAUAGAGGCUGAGCAUCAUGCGACAGCAGAGUCUACUCAGCGGACGCUGCAGUCUAACCAUUAUUCGCUGCUGCAGCUGCGAGCAGAAAACCAUUAUUUGCUGCAGCACUUAAAAGAACUGAAGACGCAGACAAUCCUCAGCAACGCACAGCACCUUGAAAGGAAGGUCAGCAGCAAAGCAGCAGCAGCAGUGCAGCAGCAGCAGAUAGUGCUAAUGCAGCAGCAGGUAGUGCAGCAGCAAGUGCAGCAGCAGCAGCAGCGAAUACAGCAGCAACAGCAACAACAGCUAAUGCAGCAGCUUAUGAAUCAGCUAAUGGAGCAACAGCAGCUCAUGCAGUACGUAAACGAGGAGGUAUCGCGGCUAAGGACGCAACUAGACAAACAAAAAAAUAAAAAUGCUAUGCUGAGGCAGCGUCUUGAACAACUGCAAGAUAAACUCAAGGAGUUGGAGUUGCAAUCUGCUAAACCCUGCACUGAGGACUCCCCCGAAAUUCGCUCUAUGCGAAUCAUUGAGGGGCGUCUGGACCAGGCGUUGAUAGAGUUGAAUGAAGCGAACGCAGUGCGGGCGACUUACGAGCAAAUUGCCAGCAGAUUAAAGACAGAAAGAAUCGGGCUUCAUAAACACCUAGAAGCAAUCGAAGCAAACCUUAAGGCAGAGCUGCACCGUCUAACGAAAGCGCUUGAUGAGGACAGACAGAAAAGAGGAGCGGAGGUCAGGGAAAAGCAAACGGUUAUACGCCAGUGGAUGAGAGAAGCUGCUGCAAUUCAAGAGGCCGCCGCUCGAUCGGCAGGCGCAGCAGGAGGUUUAGGAGCAGCAGGAGGUGCAGCAGCGGCAGCAGCAGCAGCAGAGAGCCCCCGUGGAGGAGAAGAAGCAGCAAAAUGCGAAGCAGCAGCAAGACUGCUUAAAGCUGCUUCAGGCCGCAGCGACCCAAACGAAGUUGUCGAGGCCUUCCUCGCCCAAAGCCAAACCUAUGAGCAACUACUCGCACUCGCAAGAAAACUUGAAGAGCGAAGGUUUGCCUCUGUUUGCUCCGGGGUGGUGCGAGGAGACCUGCCUGCUGAAGCAGCAGAAGCUCAAGCUGCUGCAGCAAAGCAGCAGCUGCAGCAGGAGCAGCAGAAGCAUCAGCGGACGCAGCAGCUGCUCUCUGAACUGCAUGCAGGCGUUGGCUUCCUUACAAGGAAGCUAUCAGCUGCGCAGCAAGAAAUCCCAAAGGAAGAACAAGCAGCAGCAGCAGAAGCAGCAGCAGAAGCAGCAGCAGAAGCAGAAGCCGCGACUACAGAAGAGACACCUCAGACCCAAGAGAACGACGAGCAGCAGCAGCAGCAGCAACACGAACAGAGCGAAGCAGAAGCAGAAGAAGAAAAGGCAAAUGAUGAAGCUGCUGCUGCUGCUGCUGCUGCUGCUGGAGAGAAAGCAGCAGACCACUCGGAUGAAGCAGCAGCAGCAGCAGCAGACGAUCCAGCAGCAACAGCAGCAGAUGACCCAGCAGCAGAAGCAGCAGCAGCAGCGGAAGACUCAGAAGCAGCAACGAACGAUGAUACCCAAACAGCCUCAUCCAGCGCCGAAGCUGUAGACCCAUAG